AUGGCAGCCUGUGAGAGAGGUGACCUGGCGGCAGCAAGGAGCCUGCUGGCCGCUUCUGCAGAUCUCUUCGCGAAAGAUGCCACGGGACGUUCCGCCAUCCUCUUCGCAGCUUCUGCGGCCAGUGUUGAGGUUCUCAAAGUGCUCUUGGAGCAUGCAGCUGAUGUGAACAGCUCCAACUGUGCUGGCCACACUUGUGUUAUGUAUGCAGUUGGCGCUGGCCAGGACAACUCCAAAUCUGCACAACGCUUGGAGACGGUGCGCUUCUUGCUGGAUGAAGGCGCUUCCGUCAACGGAGCUACUGGCUACGGCCUCUCCGCGCUAAUGCUGGCAGCAGCUUCAGGACGUGUCCAGAUGGUUGAGCUGCUCAUUGAGCGGGCUGGCAACAUCAACGCCGCAUCGGACAUCGGCUUGACGGCGCUGGUCAUGGCUGCUGACAAGGGCAGCCCUGUCAAGCACAUCGGCACCUGCAACGAGCUCAACGCUGCUUACCUAGCAGAUGGGUACAGCCGCAUCAAAGGCUUUGGAGUUGCUGCGGUGACCUAUGGGCCUGGGGCCUUCAACGCUGUCAACGCUGUGGCUGGGGCCUACGAUGCGAACGUCCCUAUGCUCUUGGUGUCCGGAGCCCCACAGACGGCGCGGUAUCGACAGCGUGGCAAGCUGCUCCUGCACCAUGCAGUUGGCAGUGACUUGGAUGCAACCAUCCGUGUUUUUACACCCAUCACUGCUGCAGCCGCUCGCAUUGAUACGGCAGAGGAGGCUAUUCCAACCAUCGACUGGCUGCUGAAGGUUGCCCUGGACCAAAAGAGACCAGUCUACCUGGAGAUCCCUUUUGACAUGCAGAAGGCCGUGAUCCAAGCACCGGCCAGCCUGAACUACCAGCCACCCAGCAGCGACGAACGGGCCCUUCACAGAGUGGUCGAAGAGGUUGCUCGUGUUGUGAACAGCACACAGAAGGUUGGUGUGCUGGUGGGAGUUUUCGUUGAUCGAGAAGGUCUGCAGCAGGUGGCAGAAGACAUGUUGAGUGCCAGCAACCUGCCCUUUGCAACCACUUUCGACCAGAAAGCUGGCUACCUGGAACACCUCCCGAACUGCGUAGGCUUCUACCAGGGAGGCGUCUCGGCGCAGUCGGUGCGCGAUGCCACCGAGGGCGCUGACAUCCUCCUCACGCUUGGCAUGCCGCAGACAGAGUUCAACCUAGGCUUCCUGACCCAUGACUUCAAGGAGGGAGAUGGCUCUUUUCAGAUGACUGGCAUGGAGCUUGGUACCCUGCUGCGGCACAAUCUGAAUUUCUUGCUCAUCAUCCUGAAUAACGCCGGAUACACUGCAGAACGUGCUAUCCACCCUGAGAGGGAUGAUUCUUACAAUGACAUUCAAGUCUGGAACUAUCACCUGCUGCCCCAAGCACUGGGUGGCCGGCAGGGUUCCAACGGCGUGGACGUGUUCACGGAGUCUCAGUUCACUGAGGCCCUGGCAUCAUACGAGUCUGGCAAGGGCCUCCAUGUAGUGAAUGCAAGGCUGGACAAGAUGGAUAUUCCCGCCUUUUUUCGAGAGAUGAGCGACAUGCUGCGACAUGACGGUGUCGUGACGCUGCUGUUGCAGAGUGCUGCCAGUCCUGAUUACCGCUACUCGAACGGAAAGACGGCGCUCAUGGGAGCAGCUGCACUAGCGCAUACAGCUGUGGUCGUUGCGCUGCUGGCGCAUCGGGCAGAUGUCAAUGCUCAGUCCACCGGCAACCAGACGCCCCUUUUGUAUGCUGUGGAGACUGGCCUCAAGGAUGGCUUGGUUUGCCCUGUUCCUGGCGAGGUGCACAAGCCCGGGGCAGAGGCGACCACACAGGCGCUUCUGAGUGCCGCCGCAGAUCCAGAUUUGGCAGGCCCAAGGCAGCGGACAGCCUUGCACAUCAGUGCGGCUUACGGCAGUGUAAAGCUGGCGGCCUUGCUUCUGACAGCUGGAGCUUCCCUGGAUGCCAUGGACGAGGAUGGCCGACGUCCGAUGGAUGGUGCCCGGCCAGAGUUUCGGGAAGCGGUGCAGGCUGCGUCGGGAAGCAAAGGUGCAGGCAAGCCAUUGUUGCAGAGACUUGGCGAUCUUUGUCUGCUAUGUUGUCCUGGUGCGUGA
Messenger RNA from Symbiodinium pilosum, 2115 nucleotides. The record is from the annotation of a GenBank genome assembly. Lineage: Eukaryota; Dinophyceae; Suessiales; Symbiodiniaceae.